AUGACGGAGAACGUUACAAACGAUGCCGAACGGCAUAUUACCACUUUAAAUCAACAGGAAAACCAACAAAUUGCGGCUGUUUUAGUAGUAGGAUUUCACCAUGCGUUUGGCCCUAUUGUUGAGUUCUGUAUACCACCAUUACCUCAGCAUGAACAUCAUAGCGAAGAUCAGCCACAAAAGACCUUGGAAAAGUUGGAAUUACCUGAAGAGUGGAGUUUCUUACCGUUCCUUGCUUUGCCAGAUGGAGCCCAUCAGAAAGACGAAGAUUUUGCUUAUUUUCACUUACCACCUGUUCCUGGUUGGUCAGUAGCAGAAACUACAUUAUUCGGUAUAUCGUGCAAUCGGCAGAUUCCUGCUAGCGAUUUGGAAGUAAAAACGCCAGACAUUACGAGAUCAAUUGUACAAAAAGCAGUAGUCGUUCUAGCCAAACAGCCUAUUUUUGGACCUUUACGGCAAAAACUAGCAGUUAUUACAGCAGGAUGGUUCAAUCAAAGGAAUUUUACAAAACUCGAUAUGCUCUAUGUACUGUAA
This is a messenger RNA of Mycotypha africana, 531 nucleotides long. Its product is annotated as AVL9/DENND6 domain-containing protein. Gene Ontology annotation, cellular component: cytoplasm. The coding region runs from base 1 to 531 and encodes 176 amino acids. The record is from RefSeq and is a predicted model, not a curated record. The transcript is spliced from 3 exons. NCBI's taxonomy places the organism in Eukaryota, Fungi, Mucoromycota, Mucoromycetes, Mucorales, Mycotyphaceae.